Messenger RNA from Exophiala mesophila, 1040 nucleotides. RefSeq lists its product as uncharacterized. Gene Ontology annotation, molecular function: 8-oxo-dGDP phosphatase activity. Bases 60 to 1025 code for a protein of 321 amino acids. NCBI's taxonomy places the organism in Eukaryota, Fungi, Ascomycota, Eurotiomycetes, Chaetothyriales, Herpotrichiellaceae. The record is from RefSeq and is a predicted model, not a curated record. The transcript has 2 exons.
CCUGGUCUGAGGACAUCCACAUACUCAGCACCGGAUGAGCCAUCGUUUGGAGUCUGGAGAUGGCGCGGCUUACGAAUCUAGAACUGGCCAAGGACUGCGACAAUUUCCCCUACUUCUCGGACAACCCGCAACUUUAUGAGGCUACUGUGAACGAUUAUUAUCAUUUUUUACUAGAAGGAUGUCCCUCGGUACUGGGCUACGUUUCAUCAAAAGUUGCUGAGCGAUUCCCCGCUAGCCGGCACUGGGAGAUAGAUGCCAGCAAAAGAACAGUCACCUUUCAGCCUCGUGAUGAACAGGGGUCUGCAAUCAGUGAUUUCGAAUCACGUAAUGCCAUACUAGCAGACUAUCUUCAGUCGGUACGAGAACAGCGAGUGUUUGGGGUGCUCGACGGCUGGCGCAGUGAAAAAUAUCCCGUAUAUGGACCGAACAAGGAGAUCCUACUCAGCAUGGAAAGAUCGGCAACCCCAUUGUUUGGUGUGGUGACAUAUGGCAUCCACAUGACAGGCUAUGUGAAGACCGACCAAGGGAUGAAGAUAUGGGCUCCUCGAAGAGCUUUGAACAAACAGACAUAUCCCGGUAUGAUGGACAACACUGUGGCUGGUGGACUGACUAUCGGAGAGCUGCCGUUUGACUGUCUGGUUCGGGAAGCAGAGGAAGAGGCCUCGCUGCCAGCCGAUUUGGUUCGCACCGCAAAAGCUUGUGGCACCCUGACGUAUUUUCAUGUUCGAGAUGCUCGAGCAUUGGGUGAGACAGGGCUUUGCCAGCCAGAGGUCCAGUACAUUUAUGAUCUCGAGAUGCCACCAGAUAUCGUGCCAAAGCCUGGUGACAACGAGGCCAUCGAUUUCCAACUUCUGACCGUGGAAGAAGUGCAGACUGCCAUGGCCAAUGGGAAAUUCAAGCCAAACUGUGCUCAUCUCCUGUUGGAGUUCUUCGUCAGGCAUGGUAUCAUGACGGCAGAGAAUGAGCCAGAUUAUCUUCAGAUAGUGUCGAAACUGCAUCGGCGGUUGGAGUUUCCCAUGCGCUAAUAAGACCUGAAUCAC